AUGGACUCCCAACCUGUUGAUGUACAUGGUACAGACUUCUACGAUUUUGGCAAGUUGGUGGAUGCAAACCUAUUUGCAGCUGAUCAGAUCUGGGCAGUUUAUGAUGACGUGGAUGGCAUGCCAAGGCUUUAUGCUAGUAGAAUAAAACAUUCAGAUGCCCUCGAUUUCAAAGUUCAUCUCACCUGGCUGGAUCACGUUGCAGCAAAUGAAGCUGAGGAUAGAUGGACCGAUGAAGAACUGCCGGUUGCUUGUGGAAGCUUUGGCUUAAGAGAAACAGAGAUAUCACAGCUCAGAUUCAUUUUUUCGCAUAUUGUUCAACUGACAAAAGGCAAAAGAAGAAGCAACUACGAAGUAUAUCCUAGCAAGGGUGAAGUAUGGGCCCUUUAUAAGGGUUGGAGCAUGCAGUGGGCAUCAGAUGCAGGUAACCAUAGAUCCUAUGAAUAUGAAGUCGUCCAAGUCCUGUCAGAUUUCUCAUUUCGUGCUGGCGUCACCGUUGUCCCGUUGGUCAGGGUCAAAGGCUUUAGCAGUUUGUUUGCGACAGCUAAGGAUGAGCCCGAAAUUGUGAUAGCAUCAAGUGAUCUGCUUCGAUUUUCUCACAGAGUCCCUUUUUAUAGCACAGAUGGUCAUGAGAAAGUGGAUGUCCCGAGAGGUUUUCUGGAACUCGACCCUGCAUGUCUCCCCACGGACCUGGAUGCAGCAUUUCCCCCAAUUAGUCUCGACUCUUGCAUGUCUCCUGGCAAGAAAGAAAACGGCACAUCCAUUGCUUCUAGCGCUGGCAGUACAAGCAGCAAAGGAAAACAUGAAGAUAGUUCGUCCGAGCAGAACGCAUCCUUGCUGAAAAAUUGUCCCUCCAAGGGUAUUUUUACCUUUCCUGAUUCAGAAUUCCAUGACUUCGAAGGAUGCCAUUCACCUGAGAAAUUUGAACAUGGACAAAUAUGGUCAAUAUGCAGCGGUGCUGACAGCUUCCCCAAGUUCUAUGGCUGGAUAAGCAAAAUCGAGCUGGGACCUUUCAAAGUGUGUUUGACCUGGCUAGAAGCUUGUCCUAAAGUGGAGCAGGAGAAACAGUGGUUGGAGCAGGGUAUACCUGUCAGCUGCGGUAAGUUGAAAGUUCGAAACUGGAGAACCAAUUACGAAACAACCAAUACCUUCUCUCAUUUGGUGUACAAGGUACACGACCCAAAGCGGGAGAUUGAAAUUCUUCCGAAGGUCGGUGAGAUCUGGGCCAUCUACAAAAACUGGUCACCUGAUUGGGUUCCUCCGGGGACGAACGAUCUUGAUGAGUAUAGCAUUGGGGAGAUUGUCAGGUGCACCAAAACUAAAGUCGAAGGCUAUAUCGCUGUGUUUAAGCCCGCCAUCGGAACUAAUGUAGUGAAGAUACCUGUGGAAGAUAAGAUGAGGUUUUCUCACAGAAUUCCCUCUUUCCGUUUGCAAGAAGAGGAAGGUGGUCAGCUCUAUGGCUUCCACGAGCUCGAUCCUGCCUCUGUUCCUGAAGUUUCUCUACAGCAGGACGCCCCCUUGAAUCGUGCCGGCUAA
Messenger RNA from Lolium rigidum, 1533 nucleotides. RefSeq lists its product as uncharacterized. The coding region runs from base 1 to 1533 and encodes 510 amino acids. The record is from RefSeq and is a predicted model, not a curated record. Lineage: Eukaryota; Viridiplantae; Streptophyta; Magnoliopsida; Poales; Poaceae. The transcript has a single exon.